GGUAGAUAAUAGGCAGUCACCUGUUGGAAACCACAAGGUUCCAGGACCUUACAGGUCACCCUUAUUAAACCCUGACGUGACUUAAUUGGCACGCUCCCACAAUCACAUGCCUCGGAACAGGGACCAAACAGUGCCCGCAAGCGUGUGCCAGUUAACACAAACAGAACAGUGUCACCCAGACCCAAGCCUCUUCACACACACCGGGUCCAUUGUUAGCACAUCCGUCCACUGAAGUGAUGUAAUGGUCUGGUACUAGGAGGGACGAGCUGUAGUAGCCUACAGACCGCAUUAAGAAUUGACAGGCGUGACGGAGUGAGCUAGCAAUCACAAGGCCUCAGUGGAAUAACAACCUUCUGUCGACAUGAUGAGGGAAAAGACAGCGUUCAGGGCCAUUCUCCUACUGGGACUCGUUGGUGUCACCUCAGCCAAUGAAGCAGGUCUGGGUGGUAAAGUGUUGGUCUUCCCCUACGAGACGGACUUCAGCUUUGUGGCGCUCAUCCCCCAGAAGGAGAUGGGCCUACAGGCGUUCACGCUGUGCAUGCGUGUGGCCACCGAGCUGGAGGGCGAGCGGCAGAUCAUCCUGUUCGCCUACCGCACCCCCGACUACGACGAGCUCAACGUGUGGCGCGAGAAAGACGGACGCGUCUCCUUCUACCUGAGCGGUGACGGCGCCUUCUUCCGCCUGCCGCCGAUAACCACGUUCAGAACAAGCCUCUGCCUCACCUGGGAGUCCCUCACCGGGCUGGCCGCCUUCUGGGUGGACGGCCGACGCAGCACCUACCAGGUGUACAAGCGCGGCCACACCAUCCGACCCAAGGGGACCGUCCUUUUGGGGCAAGACCCGGACAAACACCUGGGAGACCUGGAGGCGGUGCAGAGCUUCGUGGGGGAAGUGACCGACCUCAACAUGUGGGACUAUGUGCUGACCAGAAGCCAGAUCCAAGCCCUGCAUUAUGGACAUAAGAUCGCCAAGGGUAACGUCUUCGACUGGGCCACCAUCCAGUACCAGCUCAACGGAAACGUAAUGGUGGUGGAUGAUGACUGACUUGGCGUGGAAGAGUCGCAAGCCAGCGCGGACGUGACCCGUUUGUGCGUCCACGAUGGACUCCUGCUGACCUUUUUGUUCGCUCUGGUCUUCUAGAUUGUUUGCUUCACGUCUUAAGCAAUUAACCGUGUUUACUCGUAAAGUACUUGCGGUUCAUAAGGCUGGCAUAUCUUUUUGUAAUGUUGAUUUGAAAAGGUUGCUUGAGGAUCCGUGUAGGGGUUCUGCCAAUGGAAACUGUAGUUUAAACGAAAUGUUUUGAAGGGUUUUUCAAAUGGCCCCUUAUAAUAGUUCCUGAAAUAACUUUGAGGAACGUACCCCCUUCUAAUAGGGUUGUUUUGAAGAAGUGAUAGGCCAAAAGUUUAUAUUUAAAGAAUGUCUAAAAAGAACCUCCCGGGAACCUUUCCCCUUUAGAGUGCAUUUGUAUGUAGAGCAAAACCAGAAGAUUUCAAAAGAUCCUUCAUGAAACAGACACAUUUAGCAGUCCUUUUUUAGACCAAUGUAACUUCCUUUGAUAACCAUAAGGUUUCCCUUAUUUUAUUAGCAAUUUAGUCAUGAAAAUGUGGUACACAGUAGUUGAGGUUUGUCUGCUCUUGGAGCCUGCUUUGUCAUUUGUUCAUUCAAUAUGCAAAUUACAUUCUUAUUUUGUUGCAUACCUUAUUUAGUUAUUGUUUUUGAAGCUUUAUAUGCUAGGCCUCAAGAAACUAGUAAUUUUAAUAGCCCUUAUUGUUGAUAAAAUCUAACCACAAGGUGGCAGUAUAUGCUAACCUCUAUGCAGUGAGUGUCGUUAUAGAUAUUGUCUGAUGAUGCUUGCUUUGACAUUCCUAUGCUUGAGAUUUCAAUUGCUUUUGUUCCCAAUAAUGUCUAAAGCUGCAAUGUUUAAAUGAAGCUUGUCCUUUUAGUUUUUGGUUAAUUUUAUUCUUUAAAAGUAACAAUAUUGUUUCAUUAUAUUGAACAAUAUGCAAACCAGGAUAAGUAAGCCAGUGAGAGUGAAAUUGUAUGAAUAAAAUGUGAAGGGAAGAGUGAAUUGUUUCUGUAAUUAAACAUGUAAAUGUGCUUUGAGACAGCAGCAAUUGCGUUUAAAAGCUGUAUUGUUAUAAUAUUGCCAUUGGUUAGCACACUCCCACUCAAAUUCUCAAGGUGUAAACUGAUGUAAGAAUGCUUUUGGGCCUGAAAUUAAAUUGUGUCAUGUGCAUAACUAAAAGUGUUUGUUAUAAAAGAGAAAGUGGGUACUUUUUCAGCAUUGCUUUUAUAGCUAUAAUUGCAGGUUCACAUACAGACAACAAAAUCGAAUGUGUUCCAUUGUUUUAGCUUGUGUUCUUAUAAAAGGGUGCUCUAACAUAAAUUUACUUUAAGUAUGUGUUGAAUGGCCCGUAAUCCCAUAGUGGUUUGGAAGGUGAACGCUUUCUGAUUCAAAUGCUUUUUGUUUAAACUGCAGAAUGCCCCUUUAAAAAAAGUCAACAGAAA
Molecule: messenger RNA, 2509 nt
Organism: Esox lucius (northern pike)
Lineage: Eukaryota; Metazoa; Chordata; Actinopteri; Esociformes; Esocidae
Gene: crp1
Product: C-reactive protein 1
Exons: 3
Coding region: 362-1045 (227 amino acids)
Source: RefSeq, a predicted model, not a curated record